AUGAAAAUUCUAAUUUUAUGAAUUUUACUCCUCAAUGUUGCCAAAGGUAAAAUUUAUCUAGGUGGAACAAUUCUUUCAACAGAUGCUCUUGGCAUCUCUCCAACCACAGUCAGAUCAUCUGCAACAUAUACAAUAAGCUUUCAAUUAGCAUCAGCAACUCCAAGCGAUUCGGUUGUUACAUUGAGCUUUCCUAGUGAAGUUACGAUCUCAGACAGCUCUAAUUAUUCAUGCACUUUGUCAAAUUUGUAUGGAACCUCUUCUACAGCGUAUUGCUCUUCCGCCAAUCGAGUCAUCACAAUUUAUAAUUUUUUCGCAAGCGGAUCAAUCCCACAAGGAAGCAUUCUUCCAUUUCAAGUGGUGCUAGGAAGCAUUACAAAUCCUAAAUCAACAACUCAAACAUCUUCAAUUUUAAUUACAACACUAUCAAGUUCUGGAAGUGUCAUUGACACAUCAGAUCCAAAUGAUACAAAUUUAGCUAUCCAGGCUACUUCUGUAUCGAUGAAUGCAGCCUCUAUUUUUCCGGCCAGCACAAUAAUUGGAGCACAAAGUACAUGAACUUUUAUAUAUACCCCUCAGUUUGAGUCUCCAUCAGGAAGCAUAAUUUAUAUAACUUUUCCAUCUUGAAAUGAGUAUCUUUUAGCAGCAGGAACAAAUAUUAGGCAAAUCAUAAGGACAGCAAGUCCAGCUUGCAGUGCUGUUUCUAAUAUAGAUUCAGCUAUUUCAUGCUCAUUUGAUAGCACAAAUAAAGCUUUGACAGUUAAAAAUGGAUUUUCGUCAACAAAAACAGGUGAAGUGAGAUUUAAUGUAACUUUAUGCUACAAUCCACCUAGCCCAACUGGGUUUUCAGGGUUUGUUUUUAAUUUAAAAGACUCUUAUGGAGGGAUUUAUGAGUCCAGCACAAAUACAAUAUUGGUAGCUGCAUCUGACCCAAAUACUAUAACCAUUGCUGACUCAUAUAUAUCAGCGGUAAGCAAAACGGUAAGUACAAGCACCCAGUUUAACGUCAUCGCUUUUACUGUUACUAACCCAUUUGCGGCAAAUGAUAUAAUAGAAAUCACCUUCCCUAGUUACUUACUUACUUACUUACUUAAUUAGAUUAUCGAAAAGCUCCCUGUUGGGCGUCAUACAACGCUUUAUCUCCACCUUGUUUCGUCUUGGCCGCCUGCCGCCACCCUCUAGGGGUAGACUCCUCGCCCGCCUGAGGCUCGCGUCUAACGGCGAGUCAGUGGGCUGGGCCACCGUGCUGUACGUCAACUUGGGUUGCCCUUCCAGAAAAUUCAAACAAUGAAUUUUCUGGUCAAGCUACCGGCCAAGAUGGAAUCCGUCGCCCAGGACGCAACGCCUGGUAUCGCGCUAGGAAAUUGCCCGAUUGGUCUUGUCGACUCUGCUGGACUUUCCCUUUCCAACGCCGAACCCAUCUUCCCAAGAGGCAAAAAACCUUGGUCCUGGGUGUAACUUGCCGUAGGCCUAAUCCGACAUUGAGCUCCACCCAAACCAAGUAAAAACCUGGCCGGAUACACAUUACCGAACGCCAACCUCCCUUCCACAAGGUCCCCUGGGUGACCCCAGCUACAGUGUUAACAGGUCGGGUUGGUUCGCCACUCCAUUUUUAUGUAUAUCACCUUCCCUAGUCAGCUUGGAUUUACUUCUUCAAUGGUUGUGACUGGCUCUAGUGGAAUUGCUUUAAAGCAGCUUUCGUACACAUUAGUAAGUACAAAUGUUAUAAGAAUCACCAAUGGCUAUACAGCAUAUGCUCAGGGUGGAACUGUGAGCAUUUCAUGUAACCCAAUAACAACUCCCUCAUCAACCAAGCCAACUGAUACUUUUUCAGUGCGCCAUUUGACAUCAACGCUAAGUCAAGUUGACAUUGGAACUGGAGGUGUUUUUACAGCAACCCCAGGGUCAAUAACUCAAGACGGCUCCAAUCCUUUUAUCAGCACUUCAGUUUACAUAGUUGGUGCAACAACUGCCUAUUUAUUUGAUUUUGUAGUUAGUCAUAACUUGCCAGCUGGAGCUGGGCUAUCUAUUGUGUUCCCAUCAACUGUAGGAAUCGCAGCAAGAACUAAAACUUCAUGCACCCUUUCUAACUUGUAUGGGCUUUCUUCAAGUGCGAGCUGCUCAGUUUCAUCAAAAACUUUAUAUAUUACUGACGGGUUCCCAUCAGGAUUUUCAGCUGGGAUCAUAAAAUUUGAGAUCGAUCAAAUCACAAAUCCACUUACCACUUACAAGACAGACUCAUUUGCUAUUUCUUCAUCACCAGAUAAUACUUUUAGCUAUCUUGUAGACCAAAUAACUACUGGAGUCACUUUUACAGCCCAAGCUGCAGAAUUAAGAUCUGCCACAGUAACUCCAGAUUCCUUUAUUACUGGAGAUAAAUCUACAUAUACUUUUUCUAUUAACACUACCACGCUCAUCCCAUCUAAUGGAUAUUUAACUGUAACUUUUCCUACUGGAGUUUCUAUAUCAGAUAUUACUAGUGCUCAAAAUUCCUGUACAAAAAUUUCAGGAUUCAAUACAAACAGUUUUUCUUGUACCUGCACUAGUAACUCUAUAAAAAUAGUCAAUGGAUUUAACACUGGCAGCUUUAGUCCUGGGACUUUAAGCUUCUCGGUGGGGUUCAUAAUAAACCCACCUUCCACAAGAAAAUAUCAAUCGUUUAAUGUGGAGACUUUUGAUUCUAAUGGAUAUGCUAUUGAUGCAAAAAGUUCAGGAAUUUAUGUGCAGAUGACUACAGCAAAUACUCUUAGUUCUGCUAGCAUAUCAAUGAAUUCAUUUGUAAAUGGAGCUCCAGCUACUUAUACAUUUAACAUAACAAUCAAAAACCCCACAGAAACUGGAUGUGUAGUUGAUGUAAAAUUCCCAGCUGAGAUCGCAACGCCUUCAAAUCCUUCAUGCUCUGCUAUAAGCAGCGUUAUAACAUCAAUUUCUUGCUCAGGGAACUCUACAGAUGUUCAGGCUACAUUAAGCUUGUCAAGUUCCUUAUCAAGUGGCAGCGUUUUGUGUUUUUCAAUUUCGCCAAUCACAAAUCCUCCAUCUACCCAAUCAACUUCUUCAUUCUCAAUUUACACGAUGACAACAGAUGGAUAUUAUAUGGAUAAAAAAGAGAAUGGGCUAACUGUGACUACCACAACCCCAGGAAAUAUUACAAACAUCGUUAUAAGUGCUGCAGAUAGCAGAAUAGGGGUAACUACAAAUUAUACUAUCAGCUAUACGCCUCUUAAUGUGCAUCCAUCAGGAACAACUAUUUUGCUGACAAUUCCAGCUGAAUUCUCAGCCGGGUCUAUUUCAUGCCUCCCAAUAACUUUGAGUUCAAGUUUUACAUGUGUGGUUGCAAGCAAAGUAAUAAUAACCACUGGUGGUUUUGACACUUCAUAUACUUCAGCUAGCAGGAUUGCAAUCCUUAUCACAGGUUUAACGAAUCCUAACAAGCAAAUACUUACGUCAGCUUGACUAUUAUACUCAAAAAUAGGUAGCUAUUCAAUUGAUGAAUGCACUUACGUUACCUCAUCUUUUACAUGUGACAGUAAUUGCUAUACCUGCUUCACCACUCCAAACUAUUGCACUUCUUGUGAUCCAAGUGGAUCAUAUCCUUACUUAGAUGGGAACACCUGCAACGCAAAUUGCCCUAAUGGGCAAUACGACAAUAUUACAACACCCGCAAAGAAAUGCGACGACUGCGAUACUAUUUGUCUAACUUGCAAGGACUAUUCUACAUACUGCUUGACAUGUGACUCUGCAGGUCUUUAUCCUUAUUAUUAUGAUAAUACCUGCAGCAGCUCUUGUCCAAGUGGUAAAUAUGGAGAUGGCUUGACUUGUUUGUCAUGUAUAAACCCAUGUGCCACUUGCUCAAGCGCAUCUGUAUGCACUUCAUGCACGGUAAAAAAAUCAGCCCCAAACUAUGGGGCAAAUACAUAUCUGAAUGCUGAUGGAACAUGUACAGUCACAUGCCCAGAUAGCACCUUUGCCAAUAGCACCUCAUAUACGUGCGAUGCAUGCUCUCCAAGUUGUUCGAAAUGCUCACAAUCAGCUUCUUACUGCACAUCAUGCAAUUCCCCGCUACUCUUGCAAUCUGGGAAAUGUGUAUCUAGUUGCACAGGUGGAGGAUAUUAUAUCCAGAGCAAUGGAGUUUGCUACCCUUGUGAUUCUCCAUGCAAUACAUGCUCAUUGACAACCUCAAAUUGUACUACAUGCAUUUCAAAUUACUAUCUUUAUGGUUAUUCAUGUGUAUCUCCAUGCCCUUAUUGAACAGUUUUAGUACUGAACCGUUGUAAAGAUUGUAUAAACUCAUGUGAAACCUGCUCUGGAGCGCCCGCUUAUUGUACUUCAUGCCUUGGAAAUAAACUGCUUGAAGGGACAACUUGUGUAGAUCACUGCACUGAUGGCUAUUUUUCGAAUGGAGUUGAAUGCGUUGCUUGCAAUCAGACUUGUGCAACAUGCUCAUCAUCAGCAACUGCUUGUACCAGUUGUGAUUCAGGAAAUUAUCUAUUAGGGAGCUCUUGCGUAUCAAGCUGCCCCUCUGGCACCUAUAUUCCUGGCGAUGGGAUCUGCUUAGCUUGCAAUUCAACAUGCUUGACAUGCUCGGGCUCCACAAAUACUUGCAAAAGUUGUCCAAAUGGAAAAUAUUUAUAUCAAAAUAGCUGUGUUUCUCAAUGCCCAGCCGAUAUUUCUAUUCAAAGUGGUUCAUUAUGUAUAUCUUGCAGCAGCAAUUGUGCUAAAUGCUUAACAGAUCCAAACACUUGCACAGCCUGCUCUUCAAGCUUAGUAUUAGAAAAUGGCUCAUGCGUCGACAGCUGCCAAGGAGGCUACAUACUAUCAAACAACCAAUGCUUAGCAUGCAACACAAACUGCUUUAGCUGCUCCAUAACGACUACAAACUGUACAGCUUGCUAUACGAACAUGUAUCUAUACAGUGACUCAACUAGCAGUUGGUGUGUUUCUUCGUGUCCUGAAAAUUAUAUGCCAAGUUCUGGCCAUUGCAUCCCUAUUUCUGCCAGUGACUGCGCAGUGGGCUGCACAUCGACAUUAUUAGGAAACUCUGCAUGUGAUUCAAUUUGCAAUACAACUGACUGCAAUUAUGAUAAUGGAAAUUGCUUAUCUGCAGGAAGCUGCUCUUUUGGAAAAUAUCAAGAUGGAACUCAAUGCGUAGAUUGCUCCUAUCCAUGCAACAACUGCAUUGGGCCAACUACCUGCACAUCUUGCAAGGCAAAUUCUACUACAGGAGUCCAAUUACUUAUUUAUGAUUAUUAUUGUUAUGAUAAAUGCCCUUCUGGGACUGUGAAAAGUGGAAUUACCUGCGUAGAUUGCAAUAGCAAAUGCUCUGAAUGCCAAGGCAACUCUAACACAUGUAUUUCUUGCAAGUCAGGCUAUUAUCUAUACAAUAAUAAUUGUAUAUCAAGCUGCCCUAGCGAUACAACGAUAGUUGUAGGGGAUUCUUGCGUAGAUUGCAGCACUAAUUGUUUAUAUUGCAAUGUGACUUAUGAUUCCUGCACAGCGUGUCCAGCUGGAAAAGUUUUACAAGGAACUAAAUGUCAAGCUUCAUGCAAUACAGGCUAUACAACUACUUCGACAAGCAGCAAUAAAUGCAUCAAAUGUGAGGGGUGCUAUGAGUGCUAUGGGACAACUACUUACUGCACAAGCUGCACCAGUGAUAAAUUCUUAUAUGAGCACCAAUGCUUAGCUAAUUGCCCUGAUGGGAGCUAUCCUAAUGGAAAUACUUGUGAAAGCUGCCCUUCAUCUUGUAUAGCCUGCUCUGGAUCAACAAGCUGCAGUUUAUGUGCGAGUCAGUAUGUAAAAUAUAAUUCAUUAUGCUUAUCAAGCUGCCCUGCUGGGUAUUAUAAUAAUACAGGAACUUGUGCUAUUAUUGAGCCCCCUGUCCAAUGCUCUGCUAAUUGCACUGAUGCCAUGCUGAAUAAUGGAGUUUGUGAUUCUGACUGUCAAACAGUGGAUUGCAAUUGAGAUAAUGGAGAUUGUGUGCAAAGUACUUGUGGGUCUGGGAAAUACUGGGAUGGAAGUGCAUGCCAAGCUUGUGAAUACCCUUGCAAAGAAUGUUCAGCAGCAACCACUUGCACAGCUUGUCUAAGCAACUCUAUAGCAGGGCUUAAGCAAUAUCUAUAUAAUAACGACUGCUAUAGUGACUGUCCAGAAGGGACAUUGAAGAGCGGCCUUAUUUGUGUAGACUGCAAUAGUUCUUGUAAAGAAUGUGCUGUAACCACAGAUACUUGCAUUAGCUGUAAUAGUAGUAAAUAUCUUUAUAACGGCGAAUGCUUAAAAGAAUGUCCAGCAGAUUAUACAGUGCAACUAGGUAAUGUCUGUGAAGACUGCAGCUCAAACUGCGAUACUUGCAAAGGGACUUUUGAUUACUGCACAACAUGCCCUACUGGAAAAGUUCUGCAAGGGUCUUCAUGCCAAACUAAAUGUGAUACAGGAUACACUACAAUAGGGAGUGGUUAUGAAUGCACAGCUUGUGUAGGAAAUUGCAGUGCUUGCUCUGGGCAAACUUAUUAUUGCACUAGCUGUUUGAAUGGUUUAUAUCUUUAUCAAGGAAACUGCAUAAAUUCCUGUCUCGAUAAAAGCACGGUACCAGUAGGAAAUACUUGCCAGAAUUGCCAAAGCCCAUGUGCUACUUGUACCCAAACGACAACGACAUGCACAGCCUGCAAUUCUACCACUUAUUUGUAUAAUCAUCAAUGCUGGUCUGUAUGUCCUAGUGGCUAUGAGCCUAAUUUAGGCGCCUGCACUUUAAUGUGCGCUGAAGGUUGUACUAAAGCUCUAUUAGCAAAUAGCCAGUGCGACCCAGCCUGUGCUACAGAGUCAUGUUCUUAUGACAAUGGGAUGUGUGAUCCAAUAACUAUCUGCAAUUCUGGAUAUUAUCUAGAUUCUUCAAAAUGCCUUCCUUGUGUAUAUCCUUGCAAUACCUGUUUAUCAUCUGUAUAUUGUAACACAUGCAAACCUAGCAAUGUCACCAAUACCCAACUUUUUGCUUAUAAAGGCAAAUGCUAUGAUAAUUGUCCAUCAGGCAGUUAUCAAAGCGGGCUUAUUUGUGAAGCAUGCUCUACUGCUUGUCUCGAAUGCUCAGGCACCUCAACCAUUUGCACUUCGUGCUCACCCCCAUUAUCUCUAAUAAAUGGCUCUUGUGUGAGUUGUAAUUACCCUUGCAGUGCAUGCAUUGAAACUAUAGAUAAAUGCACAUCAUGUGUUAAUGGCCUAAUUCUUGUAGGAAACACUUGCGUUAGCUGCGAUACGAGCUGCAAAACCUGCUCAGGAACGAAAACCAGUUGCACAUCUUGCAACGAUAAUUAUUACUUAGUCGGAAGUAGCUGCAAUGCAUGCGAUUCCACAUGCAAAACUUGCGAAACGAGCUCUACAAAAUGCUUAUCAUGCUAUAAUGAUGCUAUACUAAUUGGCAACUCUUGCUAUGAAAACUGCCCUGAUGGGACUUAUAAAGUAGGAUCGAAGUGUCAAUCAUGCUCAACGCCUUGCAAAACAUGUGAAGGAAAAGCAAGCUAUUGCACUUCUUGCAGCACAGGAAGCUUAUUAAAUAAUACUUGCGUGGGUAGUUGCCCAACAGACUAUUACAGUUCAUCAUAUGUUUGCUAUAAAUGCUCAGAUAAUUGCUAUGAAUGUUCAUCAUCAAGCAAUUGCUUAACCUGCAAUGCAAAUUAUUCAUUAAGAAAUGGCUACUGCAUUACACCAUGUCCAGAUGGACAGUAUUAUUAUGGCACUUCUUGCCAAUCGUGCUCUUCGAGUUGUCUUACAUGCGAUUAUUCAUCUACAAACUGCACAUCUUGCAGCCCUCCUAAAGUUCUGACUUCACAUCUGUGCAUUACUCCAUGCGAAGAUGGCUAUACAACAACCCCGACUUCUAAUUAUCAAUGUCUUCCAUGCCAAUCUCAAUGCAAAACUUGCUAUAACUCGACUUCUAACUGUACAAAAUGCGCAAAUUCUGCUUAUUUCGUAUAUAAUGGCGGCUGUACAAAAUCAUGUCCAACUGGGACUACAAUUCCAAUUGAUAAAACAUGUGUUGAUUGCGAUUCAUCAUGCCUUACGUGCGAAAACAACAUAGAUGAAUGCACAAGCUGUGACAAUUCUACAAUUUUGUUUAAUAAUACCUGUGUUUCUAAAUGUCCUCAUGGCUAUCAAGACUUCAACAAUUAUUGUAUAAAAUGUCAAAAUUCAGACUGUAGCAAUACAACUUCAUCAGAUAACUUUGACAUAGGGACGGUACCAUUUCCUUUUACUGGAGUUACUUUUAUUUCAGUAGGCAUUAUAGGCAUAACUAAAUUAACAGCGAUUGGUGUUAACUUUGUACCUUCAGCAAUUUCUGUGUGAUCUGUCUCAUCAUGCGCUUCUUGGAUAUUUUUGUGCUCUUAUAUUCCUGAUCAAGGAGGAGACCAUUCUAGACGAUUAUUUGAAAUUGGCACUGAGAGCAGCUUAAUAGUAACUAUCGCAAUCAUUCUUAUUCUUGGGGCUUUGUUUUUCCAUUAUAUGUGCAAUGAAAUUUUUAUAUGGAAAUAUAUUAAAAAUAUUUUCAGAAGUGAUGGAACUUUUAGAUAUUGAAGGAAAAAUCCGUCGCCAUCUAUUUGAUAGGAUUUUAUCCCUUGUAUAGGAUUUUUGGCAGUAACUUUUUCCUUGUGAGGCAAUUGCUCGGCAAAAAAAAACGUUUAAAAUUCUAUCAAAUUUAUAACAAGGUAAAAAAUUUCAACAAAAUGUACCAAAGGAAUUGUCACAUGAGUUAAAUAUUCUGAUCGAAUGGCAUGAAGCUGGAAAAAUCAUAGAGGAGCCUCAGCUGCAACUCUUCUUUUAUCGGCUUUUAUAUCGUUUCAUUGUGUCAGAAUUAUUUAUUGUGGGCUAUUCAAUAAAGAUUGCUUUAAAGCCAAUUUCGAUAAUAAGUGGAAAUUAUAUAAGCUGCUAAUAAAAUUUGGAUAUGUGAGCUUGCUAUGCACAUUUAUCCCUAUAAUAACAGCUCAAAUCUUACUAAUGAACCAUUAUUCUAUAUCUGACUGGCUGUUCAUGUUUUCUUUAGAUUCCUUCAUAGUUACGCUAUUUUUAGGAUUUUUUAUCUUUAUUGAUUUGAAGAAAUUGGAGCAGUCACUAUUAAGAAAAGAAUGGGAAAAUGAAUUUAGAGACACAAAUCAAGAAGGUCAAAAGCUUGUAAGCCCUAAUAACACGUUGAAUAAUAUGGUGAAAUUUCUCCCACAAGUGGAUUUUAAAGAUAUUUUGCCUGCGUUUUUGCCAUUCAAAAAGAAAAAGUUAAGGUGGAGAAGCAAGUCUUUUAUAGUAAAAACAGAUGAUGAAUUGUAUAAUCAUUAUAAAAGAAGAAACUCAUAUCCAAUGGUUUCAGCUCGAGACAUAAAGGUAGAUCCAAAUAUAUUCCAGAUAUCAAAGCCUCCUAUUAUAAUAGAUGAACCAUAUGGUGAAGAAAAACUGCAUAUGUCUAAUAAUUAUUUAUCUGACGAAUCGACAUUUUUGAGAGAAGACGACACAAUCCUUCAAGGGGAUUUCCAAAAUUCUAAAACCGAGUAUAAAGCUCCAGCAAUGAAAAUUUUUGAGCCACGCUUCACAGAGCUUAAAGAAGAGCCACCAAAAAUAAUUGAAUAUAACCUUUCUUCAGAGGAAUAUACAGAAACUGAGCCAAAUAAUGAAGAUUUCGUUUCUUUAUAUAAAGAAGACUUUGAGUUAACUAGCAGUGGCAAACUUGAAGCUUUAAAUCAUGAAAAUCCAGAAUUUUCACACAAAAUUGACGCAGAGUCAACCCAAAAUGAGCCAGAAAAUCAAGAAAUAGAUGGACUUUCAAAUAAAGAAGAUUUUUCUAAUAGCGAAGGGCUUUCAGAAGAAGAAAAAAUUAAUAUGCUAUUUGGUCAACCCAACAAUAGUUUAGGGGUAAUUAAGGAAGAGGAUGAAUUAGAAUUUGAAAGAGCUUUUGCUGAUAGCAACGACCCCGAAGUGGUCAUAAUUCCUCAUAAGGUCACAGGAGAGCGUCUUUUCAUUAAAAAAGGAUUCAGAGGUGCAAGAAUUGUAGACUUAGAAAAUAAAGUACUAAAGAACAAACCUCCAAUCGAAAUAGCUGACUAUGAUUUGUCGUCCGCAAUAAUUGACGAAGAUGACGUCCAUUUCGCAACCUUAUACACGUAUAAAGGAGAAAAAGUCAGAGUCAAGAGAAAUUUCAAAGGAGCAAGAAUAGUAGAUUUAGAAAAAAGAGCAAGACUACCACAUGAUUAUUUAAUUGGCCAAAGUGUUAAAGAUGAAAGCGACUUUGCGUUUCACAAUGCAUAUCCGGAUCCAUUUGACCCUGAGGUUGUCAUUGUUACGCAUAAUGAAACUGGAGAAGAUGUGAAAAUAAGAAAAACAUUUCAUGGUGCAAAAGUGGUGAAUGAGGUAGGGAAUAUUAAAGAAGGGGAUAAAAUUGAUAGGAAUGAUUAUGAUAUUCCGGAUACUAUUAUUGAUAAAGAUGAUGUCCAUAUAGCUACUUUGAAGCAUAAGAAAACCAAUGCAAGAGUAACAGUUAGAAGAGAUUUUAGAGGAGCCAAAAUAAUUGAUUUAGAAAGAAAAUCAGAACUUUCUAAGCUUCCUUCGAAACUGGAGAGCCCACUUGACCAUGAUUUUAAUCCAGAAAACCUAAUUCCUGACAAAACAGGGUGGAUCUCAUCAGUUCCCUAUGUAAAAUCACCUAAAUCUAAAAAACCUCCUAGGCCAUUGAAGCCAUUAAUUUUUUCAUCUGAGCCUGAAGAAGCCAUUGAGUAUAGAAAUUUACAGACUUUAGGUUCUGUUAUGUCAAUGAUUGAUAAAGAGAAAUAUAGUUCUCCCAGAGAAUUUAGUCUUCCUCCUCAUUAUACAUUUAAAUCAGAAAGCGAAAAUUCAGACUGGACGCCUGCUAGGCCAAGUAUUUACCACAAUAUGGAUUUAACGCAAGUUAACAUGCCCAAUGAAGACUUAACUAGCUUUUAUAGAGAAUCAAGGCAAAUGACUACGACUGCCUUAGGUAAAAGGAAGAAAAAGCGAACAAAAAAGGCAGCUGAUACUGGGAAAUUGAGAGAAAUUGAAAAAUUAUAUUUGCAAAGAUUAGAAAAACCUGGUGAAUCCAAUACUCCAGUUUAUCGGCCUAAUACGAGCUAUUUAAUUUUAGACCCAGAGCAAGAUGUAGCAGAGAGGUCUGACAGCUUUAAUGAGUUUAGGCCAUUGUAUACAGCUGGUGAAAGUAUUGUCUUUAACAGGUUUAAAAAUGAAUAA
Blepharisma stoltei is the source of this 11226-nucleotide messenger RNA. Lineage: Eukaryota; Ciliophora; Heterotrichea; Heterotrichida; Blepharismidae. The record is from the annotation of a GenBank genome assembly.